Molecule: messenger RNA, 1629 nt
Organism: Rotaria sp. Silwood1
Lineage: Eukaryota; Metazoa; Rotifera; Eurotatoria; Philodinida; Philodinidae
Source: the annotation of a GenBank genome assembly
AUGCUUUAUUUGAUAAUAUUUCUCUUUCAUUCUACUCGUAUGGAUUAUUUAGAAAAAUAUCAAACAAUCGAGAUAAUAAUUAAUGAAACAACAAAAAUUGAUUCAUUUCAAAAAUCGAAUGUAAUCAUAAUCGAACGAGCACGUCAUAGCUUUAAUAAACAAGAAAUUCUAUUAUCAAGACCAUUACUUGUUUAUUUAUAUAUUGAAUCAGCUGAAAUAUAUCCAUUAGAAUAUUUAAAGAGUAUCAAUAAUAAAUUGUUUUCAAUUUCAUUUCCACAAUUUCAAACAGAUAAUAAUUGUGAAAAAAAUACAAAACAAUCUACUUUUUGUGGUUAUGAUAGUUUUGAUAUACAUACAGCAAAAUCUGUUAAAGAAUUCUCAUGUAAAGAUUGUUUCAAUCAAACUUGUCAGACAACUAUACAUUGCAUACGAAUGGAUGAUUACUGGUAUAAUGUCUACGAUAUUGAUUCUCGUCAAUUACAUUUUUCUUUAUCUGUUCAUAUUUACGAACUUGAAGAUGAUUUUACUUGGAGGUUAUUAUUAAAAACAGAUCUUAAUGGAUUUCCAUUUGUAAAUAAAACUACUGAAAUUGCUGAUAUUCAAAUAAUAUCAUUGGCAACAGAUGAAUAUUCAACAUCGAAUAUUUUUCUUAAUGAAUACAAAUAUUUAUUAGUUCGUCAACCAAUACUAACAAUAAACAAUAAAAUACAAUUAAAUGAAUUUUAUCAUGAAUUUAUGAUAGUUAAUAAAUCUGAAUUAAAUCUUGACGAAAAUAAUAUAUGUAAGAAAAUAAUUAAUACAACAGAUGAUCAAAAAUGUUCAGUUGAAUGUUUAAAAAAUCAACCAUUUGAUUUUUGGCUUAUUGAUAAAUCAAAUGAAAUGAAUAAACAAUCUUUUCGUUAUGUUUUUCAACCUCAUCUUGAACUACCAGUCUAUGAAUAUAAUCAUAAAUUUAAAUUUCUUAUACCAUAUAAACAUCAAUUUCGUCUUAAUCUAACACUUAAACAACGUCAAUCGAUUGGAUUUAAAUGUUUAGUUUCAAUUGCUGAAAUUACAAUUGAAUCGUUUUCUCAAUAUACAUUUCAAAUAGCAUUCAUUAUAAAUAAUACAGGUUUAUCUCUAUGUUCAAUACGUAUAUUUCUUAAACAAAAUCAAUUAAAAAAGUCGUAUUUUAUAAAACAAAAAUAUCCAUAUGAAUAUCAUGUUAGUCCAAUGUAUGAACAAUUAAUAUUUUUUACAAUAUCUUUAAAACGAAGUCAAUGGAAACGAAUAAUCUUUUCACCAAUCUCUAUACAAGCAAAUGUCAAUGAUUUAUCUACAAAUUCAAUAUUAGCAAAACGAAAAUUUUUAUUGAAACAUGGUCAUCAUUGUGUCUGUAUUUCAAUCUGUCAAUGUCAAUGUCUUAAAAAUACAGUUAUUCCCAAUCUAUCACAAUUGAAAUGUGUACCUAUGUUUGAAAAUGAUAUUAAUCAAGCGGGAUUAUCACAGAUUAAUCAUGAUAGAAUAUCAAAAUUAUUAAUUUAUCAUGAAAAUCCAAUGAUUAAAAUGAUGAAUGAACAAUCAAGAUAUGUUAGAAAAUGGUUUUUAUUUAUUGCUAUACUUGCACUAUGUUUAAGUAAAUUAAAAUAA